Molecule: messenger RNA, 7203 nt
Organism: Onychomys torridus (southern grasshopper mouse)
Lineage: Eukaryota; Metazoa; Chordata; Mammalia; Rodentia; Cricetidae
Gene: Rab27b
Product: RAB27B, member RAS oncogene family
Exons: 9
Coding region: 650-1306 (218 amino acids)
Biological process (GO): positive regulation of exocytosis; melanosome transport
Cellular component (GO): secretory granule; melanosome
Molecular function (GO): GTP binding; GTPase activity
Source: RefSeq, a predicted model, not a curated record
UCUGUCGGAAGGACUGAGCUGGUGUAGCUGUUACACAAGAAGAGAGCAGCAGGCACCGGGGCUCAGAUUGCCUCCCUUCUGCUGACGAGAAGGUAUAGAGAAGCCGAUGGAAGCAACAGAGCCGUAAAGAAAUGGGCUAGCUAUUCCCCGAGGCUGUGAUCUGGAAGCAUUUGGAGGUAGGUUGAGUCACCAGAAAGACUGGCCCGAGGUGAGCCAGGCACAUCCGCGUUAGGACUCAGAGACACGCCUUCUUCUCACACAAACCUUCCAGAUCCCAGCCGCCUAGGCGGACUCCCGGGUGGUGCUACCAGCCCUGCCACUCGGGACAGGCAGAGGUUGGGGACCGCCUGGCGUUGCACCGAUCGGGAUCCACAGGUUGCAGACGCAGGGAGCGGUGCCCAUGACCGUGACGCUGUGAGGCUGCGGGUGUGCGGUGGCUGCUGGUGGGUCCCGGAGCUCAGGAAGACCGGAGCGGCCCUGAAACCUGACACCAGAGCCCUCGCUGUGGCUGUCCCCCGAGCUGUAAAUGAGGAAAAGUCUUGGCAUUUGGCUCAGCUGGAAAUCAGUAGUCCGUCCUGCAAGUCUAUCGUCCUCUCCAGUGUGUCUUUACAUCUGAACACUGAGGUCCAGGCUCAUCAAGAUCAUCACUAUGACUGAUGGAGAUUAUGAUUAUUUGAUUAAACUCCUGGCCCUUGGAGACUCGGGAGUAGGCAAGACAACAUUUCUUUACAGAUACACAGACAACAAAUUCAAUCCCAAAUUCAUCACUACAGUUGGAAUAGAUUUUCGGGAAAAACGUGUGGUUUACAACACACAAGGAGCCGAUGGGUCUUCAGGGAAAGCGUUUAAGGUACACCUGCAGCUUUGGGACACUGCUGGACAAGAGCGAUUCCGGAGCCUCACCACCGCCUUUUUCAGAGACGCCAUGGGCUUCUUGUUAAUGUUUGACCUCACCAGUCAACAGAGCUUCUUGAAUGUCAGGAACUGGAUGAGCCAACUGCAAGCAAAUGCUUACUGUGAAAACCCAGACAUAGUACUAAUCGGCAACAAGGCGGACCUGCCAGACCAAAGGGAAGUCAAUGAACGGCAAGCUCGGGAGCUGGCUGAAAAGUAUGGCAUCCCAUACUUUGAAACAAGUGCUGCAACAGGACAGAAUGUAGAGAAGUCUGUGGAAACCCUUCUGGACUUAAUAAUGAAGAGAAUGGAACAAUGUGUAGAGAAGACACAGGUUCCGGACACUGUCAAUGGUGGAAAUUCUGGAAAGCUGGAUGGGGAAAAGCCAGCAGAAAAGAAAUGUGCCUGCUAGAGACACUCCUCCUAGGAACCAGUGAUGAAGAGCCCACCCAAAUACUACAUCCUGAAAUAAUGCAAACCACAAAGUUGUUGUUGAGUAGAUCAUGAGCAAUGGCAUGUCUUUCUCUUCCUACCCCAAUCUAUUUUAAUAAACCAGAAUAGUCAAUAGUGUUAAAAGAACUGUACUGUUAACCUGAGUCCCUUCCAAACAAAAAUCAAAGUUCUCCUAAGGUGGUCUCACCAUCGUGGAUGCUUGGUUGUAUUUUUAUAAAGAAGUUGUGUAUAUGAGAAGAAGUAUCUGUGACUUUUAAACAAAAGCACAUAUUACUAUCAGCCUGGAGAAAGGAAUAGGCUAACUAAAAAGAAUAUGAAAAGAUGAUUUCUGUUCACAUCUAUUUAUGUGAAGUAUGAUUCAUAGUCUAUAUUUACACUGGGGAAAACAUAUUCCUAAAAUAGACACAUAACAAAUAAUUCUGUGUGGCUUAUUAAGGAUGACUACAUUUACCCAAUAAGCUACACUGAUAAGGUUGUGAGUGGGUGAAUGUCAGAUUUCUUGAAGGAAAUUGUGUAAUAAUGCCAUUUAUAUAUAUAUAUAUAUAUAUAUUUUUUAUAAAUGGCAGAGAGACAAGAAUAGGACCAUGGAUGAAAAAAUAUAAGGGACACUCCUUGGAGGCAAAUGAAACAUGGGAAUAUGGCAGUUGAACAGGUAAAAUGAAAUGGAUCUUUGAGAUAAGUCUGAGAGAGUCACUUAGCCAAAUUUCACUGAAGCAGAUUAGAACAUUAUCAGCUGAGAUUGAGAAGGCCUUUAGAAGCUCCAAUUCAAACAAUUCAAGUUUUUAGCAUUGCUUCUGAUAGUGCCUAAGUUCACAUUUUAUUUUUAUUUUUUUGUCAAAUUCUUAUAAAGAGUCACAAGAAAAAAUAAAUGAUAUUCCUUGAAUAUACCCUAUAAAUGUAGUCAAGAAACUUAACAUUAGUCUUAAAGUUUCCAAAUACAAAAUUUGUUGAUGGUAGAAAACAAGGAAUGAUUGUUAGUUGUGGGUUUUGCUUCAUUUUAGAAAAGCACUAGAAAUUCUAAGUCACAUUUUCUCUCUAUACCACACUUAUCUCUGUGUUGAAGCAGUUAUACCAAUGAAGGUAUGUUCAUGGAUCAAUAACUUCAAAAUAAUUAUGGACCAGUAACUAUGGUCACCCUGAAUUUUCAUACCAUCAAUAACCAAAAAUUGGUGAUGUCUCAUUCUUUAUUAUAAUAUCUUUAUUUUGUCAAGAGGGAAAAUAACUAUAGUUGAGAUAUACUUGAGAAAAUAACAAGGACAGAUCUGUAUUUUAUCUCACCAAAACUGUAGCCAGUGGUUUUAUUUUUCCUUGAAGCUGCCUUUUCUUUCUGGAAUUAACCACAGAAUUCACACUGACUUAUUCAGUUGUGAAAACUCAUAUUGUAUUAGUUUUUAUUAUCUUAAUUUGGCAUACAUAUAACCCAAUCCUAUCAAAGUGUCAUUUAAACGUAUCAGUCCAUUUUACCAAUAAUAAAUUGCUUUGAGUUUUCUGUUUUCUUUGAGCCUACAGUUGGUGAUAGCAUACUUUCUCAUCCUUUAAAACAUUUUCAAUCUCAAACUUUUGCAUACCUUGCCUCCUUUAAAAAUUACAAACAUUGCAAAGUAAAAUCCCAGUGCCAUUUUAAACCUUUUCCUGCUAUCUUCCAUUUGGUGUCCAGUCAAUUUCAGAAACAUACACAGAUCUGAGGACAUGUCUACAUAAAAUGAUUUUAAGGUAAGUUGAAUCCAGAACUGUACCACUAAUGAACAAAUCAACACCAUGUAGAAGCUUGUAAGGCAUCCGCCCUUAGUACAAUUCUCAGUGCUAAUAGCCCAUGACCUCCAACUUCUAUGAUUGAUUCUAGGUUAAUAUUCCCACUGUCUGGGAUGCUCUUCUUGAUCUCAAAGUCUGUGCCAUGGGUGGAGAAAGCUCAUGUCUUCUGGACAGAAAGUAGAAAGAAAUGACGACAGCUAUCACAGAAUCUGGUGAAUAUAUUGAGGUCAAUAAAUAUAUUUAUGAUUUUGAUUCAAAUUGUACCAGUAUUUCCAUAACAGGGAAUGGUUGAGUCAUAUGAUAGUGAAGGAAUUAUAUCUUUCCAAUAUACAGUUUCUCAUUGUGUUCUAGUUAUAAUUAAUUUGCUUAUGCCAACAUUUUUCACUGUCAGAUGAGAAUUUUUCAGGAUCUGCUUUAAGAGAAUCAUUGAUAAUUGUAGCAUGAAGUGGAGGGCAAUGAUACCUAUAAAUACGGAAAUGUGCCUAUAAGAGUAACAAGUAUUAAAUACUGGGUAAUAAACUUGGGAGGGUUGACAUUUCAAGCUGCAAAAAAAUGAAAAUAUUCUACUUAUAAACACUUAAUCAAGAAAUAUUUCUGUCUGUAAAUCUUGAUGUCUGACUUUGAAAUCUAUUUGACUAUUGUUAGAAAUGCAUUCUCGUAUGAUUUCCAGAUCCUAGUUCCAUAAUUUCAUUAUAUAACUUCAAAUUGAACUGGUGCCAUGAAUAUUCUGCUUUAAAGAGCUCUGUACUUUUUAUCCCACUACAACAUGUAUGUUCAGUUGUUCCCUUUUAACAAUUACCUCCCAAAUGCUUGUGUUUUUUGAGAGGUAUGUAAUGUACAUGAUACUUCUUUCUGACACAGAGCCCGAGUCUAGAGUGUUUACACUGGUUGAUGUUUACAUUGCCCAAACUCAGUGCCUCAAACACCUCUGUGACCAGUUUUGUCUCCGACCACAUAACUCAUUUUCUCUAAUCUUAGGUCUCCAGAAGGUCUCACAGAGACAAUACUAUAGUGCAAAGCCAGCUGAUAGCAGCAAAGGAUUCAAGAACAUCAUUGGGAUCUGGAGAUUAUUGCUACCUUCUCCUAGCCUGACACAGAUUAGACAUUUCUUGGGAGUUAACUAUAAGUUGGUAUAAUUCUAUUUUUAAUCUAAUAUAAGAAUUAUCUUUUGAAACAUAUGCAAAAUAGUGAAGAGAACAUACUGUUGAUCUUAGUCUGACUAUUGUAACAAGUUGUGACUAAGUGGAGAAAAUGCUGUCUAUUGGGAGAUGAACUUAGAUCUCUCUGUAAUAGUUUCAAAAUUCAUAAUUUACUAAUUUAGUCAAUUCGCUAUCAUUUUACUGUAAAAAAAAUACCAAAACCAGCAUUUUCAAAAGCAUUUUAUCUGUUAAUUUUUAACCAGAUUAGACAUUCUAUACUUCAGUGGGUGGCUUUGUUCUAAUGUAUAGUUAUUGUUUGCCAACCUGUACUGAAAAGGUGACUGGUUAAGAGUUUUAAUCUGUUUUGUUGUCCUUUGUAUCAAGAAGAAGAAAGGAAGGAAAGAAAGAAGGAAGGAAGGAAGGAAGGAAGGAAGGAAGGAAGGAAGGAAGGAAGAACUUGACUAUAAGCUCUGUAGCAUGAAUUAAAGAUCUGUAAUAACAAUCUCACUCCGAAGACAUUUAAAGCUCUGGACUGAGUCUAUUGGGACUCAACAGAUUUGAUGAGGCUGGGGCACCUCCUCAUUAAUAUCCAAGGAUACCAGUUAGAGGAAGCCCUAUGUGAUGGUGCAGUGUGUUCCUAGACAAGGUGAACAAACCAGAGCGCCUAUGAAGGAGACCAUUCACUCUUCUGUAUCUCUUUUCUCUUAAUGAAGAAAACAAAUUGCCUUCCUUGCUGUAUAUCACACUUAAAAAUGUGAUGGUGAAUUGUCAUCCAUGGAGGAUUUUAGAGUUAUGUUCAACACUCAAACUAUAAAGAAGUAACAUUCCGAGUCUAUGGCUUGCUAGGAUAUGUAGUAACUCCUUGAAGGUCUGGGGAUGUACAGGCUCAGAUGUAGGAUACCUGAGCAGUAUGUCUGGGGACUUGGGUUUGACAGAAGGGCAGGGAGAAGAAGGGGGAGCGAAGUUUAACCAAAGUGAAAGAAAACCUGGUUUUCAUUUUCUGCUACCAAGCUUUACAAUACUGACCUAUAAGUGUGAAUAUUUUAAAGAAAGCUUUAUAAAUUUUCAAGAUGCCAAGAAACUCAUUAUGGUUGCCCAAGAAUUCACUCCAUUAUAUUUUCUUCCCAAUAUUUAACCACAAUGAGGUCAGCUUAUUUCUGAGGUGACUGCAGAGAUCUGAGACCUGACAAUAGGUACUGGGUAGUGACUGAGAGUUAUCUCAAUGCAUGGAGCUGCCUGUCUCAUAGUAUAAAAAUGAUAAACACUGUUGGGUAUAGAGAAGAUUUUAUUUAAAAAAAUUAUUGUUAUUGAAUUUUUGAGUGGUGUCCAACCACAAUGAUGUCAUUGAUUAAGAAAUUGGAAGAUAUAGGAGUGACAAGCUAGCUAGGUCAUGUCUUUCAAUAUAGGAGAUCAUGGAGAAGGCCAUAGGUUGACUUAGGCAGACAAGGAAAAGUUUUACCAUUUUUAAACUAGAUCUGUGGAAAUGUUUCCUUGUUAUUUUUAUCUGCUUUGUGGAGUUUAUGCCCUUAGAACCAAGCUAAGAAAAAUGUAUGUGCUUACAUGUAUGACUACCAAAUAUUUAGGUUACUUAAAAAUAUUUCAUUUACUACAUAUGAGUCUGAAAUUCUUAAUAAUGAAUGUUUUUCAUUUCAAGCAAUAACAUUUAAAGAUGCUUUAUUGCCACUUUCUUUGAACCAACAGUUUAUGGCUGAGGUGUUAUGUAAUUUCAUGUGUGAAAAGAUCGUUAACCAAACAUAAGUAAGAAAGAACCAAGGUUAAACAUUAGUACUGAAAUGGUAGAACUCUUUGAAAGGAUAUCACCUUUUUAGGGAUCGCCUCUGGCUUACCUUUGCUUUGCUGCCUCCUUUCCUUUCUAAGAGGUCAUCUGCAUUGUGGCUAGUACCUCUUAGCGAACUUAGUCGUUAGCAAAUCCUACAGGAGCCAGCUCAUCAUGCCUUCAUUGAAUAGCUCCCCCAUUUAACCAGUAACUGUUGUCCUCAUGUCAAACACUAUAUAGAGUAAGGGACUCAGUCAUAUAUCCUUAUUGUUUUGUUCUAUGUGAUUCUUGUCCCCAGAUGCUCUUUGAUGGAGAAUCUGUUGUAGAAAGAAAAACAGCCAGAAAUGACAACUUCAGGACCAUGUGGCUUCUCUCACACAGAACUUUACAAACAUUGAGUAAUUCAUAACGUUCAAGUUAGGUUCCAAAGAAUGGUACAAAAGAAACUGUUCUCUUUCAUAAACAGACACCAUUAUCAUAAACUAAGAAAAAAUAAAUUCACUCUUAACUUGGGCCACUUGUCAUGAUAAGAUGUACAGCAGGACCAUCACAGUAACUAUAAUAGACUGCUAAAUGGAUUGGCAGUCACCUUGAGGUCACUGCAUUUGAUUGAAAAUGUGUUAUGUAUUUUACUGUUGGGAAAAAAAAAACAUGAGCUCUGUUUUAAUUAAUGUGUCAUCUUGUGCUUCUUUCAAGGAGACAAAUUGGAUUCAAUGUAGUAUAUUACAAGUUGGUUAAAAUCCCAUGUACAAAUUUUAUGUUUAAAAGAUUCUUGUAUUUGAAGUUAAGAAAAUAAAUUAUCCUGCUUUACUUUAUGUGUGAAAGUAGAUUUUCUGAUGACACUGAAGUGCUUCAUGGUAGCUCAACAAUUUCUGUUCCAGGAAUAUUAUCCAUCUCUUUAACCUGAGCAUGUUUAUUUUGUCUGCUUUCUUUAUGGAUCUCAGUUCUGUCUAGUGCUUUCAAUGUAACUUAAGACUUUGAGUGUGGCUUUUUCAAUGUGCUUCCAAGCGGCAGUGGUUUCUGACAAACACUAUUAGGUCAUUAUUUGUUAUAUCAAAGUUCCACUGGCUUCAGAAAUCAUAGCACCCUGUGAUUUUGUAGUGUCUGGGUUUGACUAGUAUUGUUGAGACCUGUAACUAGUGAUUGUUCCUGCAUACUUUUCAAAUAAAAACAUGUUUUUAUCAAGUA